GUUCGUUCAGCUUGAUACAAGGCCGGCGAUAUUACCCCGAAUGUCGCGUUCUCCAUGGUCGAUGACGGCCUCCUUGGCCUGGGCUGGUUGCGUGUCAGCCAUCGCGAAUUGGACAUCGCGAAGACCACCAUUGACCGACCGUUCCACACCCACGCACGCAGACUGCCUCUACGGCCGAAUGAGAUCGUGCUUGUGGACGUUGAUAUUCUCCCGACAUCUACUCUCUUCCACGCCGGUGAAACUCUGCAGGGCGCAUUCAGGGAAAUGACUGCUUCCGCCACAAGACCCCGGACGUUGUUCAAUUCCAUGAGCGUACUGUCAACAAAGGGAAGCACUUCAUCUGCUCAGCGAACAAUUUGGAAACCUACUCGUUUUGCCUAUCAUUCAAUGAUCUGCGAUUCCGUUGCGAAAGAAGACUGGAAGGGAGGAAGGGGAGGGGGGAGGACUGUCUUAUGUUUAGUUACUUCGUACAGUGAUAUGUGCAUGCAAAUAUUGAUUAUUUUGUUGAUUUAAGCUACUGGACCACAGUCACUGCACGUGUGCGAUUCAGGAUAUGUUCGGCGCUAGUGUCUCUGCUUCUUGUCGUGCUCACAAUGCUGUUUGUGUGCCAGCAACAGUCGAUCAAACGUAGUCAUAUCAAUAGGUGAACUCUUUAGUUCUCCACGGUCUGCG
Messenger RNA from Aspergillus alliaceus, 672 nucleotides. RefSeq lists its product as uncharacterized. Lineage: Eukaryota; Fungi; Ascomycota; Eurotiomycetes; Eurotiales; Aspergillaceae. The coding region runs from base 55 to 513 and encodes 152 amino acids. The transcript has a single exon. Gene Ontology annotation, molecular function: dipeptidyl-peptidase activity. The record is from RefSeq and is a predicted model, not a curated record.